Topomyia yanbarensis is the source of this 1008-nucleotide messenger RNA. RefSeq lists its product as uncharacterized. NCBI's taxonomy places the organism in Eukaryota, Metazoa, Arthropoda, Insecta, Diptera, Culicidae. The record is from RefSeq and is a predicted model, not a curated record. Bases 1 to 1008 code for a protein of 335 amino acids. The transcript has a single exon.
AUGUCGGCGGACUGGAACAGUGUGAUUCAGGGUCCGAGUGUUAUUAACACGAUUGCUGUUGCGUCUUUUUCUUGUCAUGAUAUUGCUGUAAAGACAUUGUUAGAGAAGUAUCCGAAAGUGUUCGACGCCUCAAUCGGAAGGAUUGCUAAUGUUCAAGCUAAUCUACCACUGAAGAAAAACGUUCGGCCGGUAUUUCUAAAGGCACGGAAAAUACCCUUCAAUAUGUUGACAACUGUUGAAGAUGAAUUGGAGAAACUUGUUGCAGAAGGUGUGCUCACGAAGGUGAAUUCCAGCAAUUGGUCGACGCCUGUGAAGAAGUCGCAAAACCGGGUGAGAAUUUGUGGCGAUUACAAACAGACCGUGAACUCGAACAUUGCGGUGGAUAAGCAUCCAUUGCCUACUGUGGAUGAGUUGCUGGCUUCGCUUGCGGGAGGUAAAAAGUUCUCCAAGAUUGGUCUGGUCCAUGCGUACCUGCAGCUUGAGGUGGCUCCGGAGGAUCGUAAAAUUCUCACGCUGUCUACGCAUCGCGGUCUUUAUCGUCCGAAUCGAUUGAUGUGCGGUGUCGCGUCGGCUCCAGCCAUCUGGCAGCGACAAAUGGAAGCCAUACUGCAAGGAAUAGAAGGUGUUAGUGUUUUCCUGGACGACAUAAAAAUAACGGGAGAGAACGAUGAAGUUCACUUACGUCGACUGCAGGAAGUAUUACGGCGACUGAAUGAAUGCGGAAUACGAGUCAACAAGGACAAAUGUAAGUUCUUCGUCGACGAGAUUGAGUACUGUGGAUGUUCGAUUGAUAAAGACGGUAUCCACAAGAUUCGGAAGAAGGUGAAGGCAAUUCGUGAGAUGCCUAGACCAAAGAACAGAGAUGAAGUUCGGUCGUUUGUCGGAUUCGUAGACUAUUACGGACGGUUUUUCCAAAACCUGAGUAUGGUCUUGUACCCAUUGAACAACUUACUUAAAAAUGACGUGCCGUUCAGACCCAACAAUGCGAAGACUCUUUCAGGAAAGUGA